ACAAAAACAACAAUGACAACAAAAGAAUCUACUUCGGAAAUUUUGCCCAACGAUAUGGACGCGGAGUUCGAAAACUUUUGGCAGAGAGUUAGUUGCUUUGCGGCCAACACCUUUCCUUUCGAGGAGCGGUGUGAAUUCGUUACAAAAGCCGUGGACUGUAAUGCGAGCACCAAUGUAGUUCCUUACAUGAGACUCCUGGCCUGCGAGCUGAAAUGCGUCAAUAGCUUUCAGCAAGUCAUCUUCAUCACGAUGUUCGUGGCGUUCUGCUUUGAGAUACUGGUCCUUUUGAUCUACGUGAUCAAUGUUUACUAUAGUCCUGCUCUAAAGGCCGUAUCGCGAUUCCUCCACAUGAACGAGCAUUUGGCGGGAGUUACUUUGAUGGCGUUUGGAAACAGUUCCGCCGAUUUGUUUUCCAACUUGGCAAGCGUUAAGCAAAGCGUACCCGUCUUCGCGAACAGUUUGUCUUCUGGCCUGUUUGGAAUUAUGGUUUCUGGUGGUCUAAUUUGCUAUAUUUCCCCCUUCAAGAUGAAUGCCUACGAAACAAUUCGCGAUAUUUUAUUUCUUAUUUUGGGAACGCUUUUGAUGGAUUUAUUUAUAAGAACAAACUACAUUGGCUUCGAGGUCGAGUUUCUCAUUGUAUUCAUGAUCUACAUAACCUACAUAUUAGUUAAUGUAGCAGACGUUUACCUUUUGCGAAAGACUUUACACAUAACUGCUGAUAAAAUCGGUAUCCUAAGCGAAAAAGACGAAACCAUUGAAAACCAAUUGGAACUCAAUGAGCUUCGAGCGAAAUACGACUACUAUUCACAAGACAGAGGGAUAGAAAUUUAUGAAAGAUCCACUAAAGUUUCGAUAACCAGAAUGAGGUUCACCACUAGGAGAAUGGUUAAAACACCUCGUAUAAGUGUGGACCGCAAGUUGACCAGAUAUAAAAUGUUCGACCUGACUCAGUCAAGAAACAAGGGAAUAUUUUGGGACUUCCUUCUGGCACUGAGGCCAAUUCAAUGUAACGCUUGGCGGAAGGCCGACCUUCUUAACCGGGUCUUACUGUUGCUCAGGGCUCCGGCGGUAUUACUCUGCACCCUCUACAUUCCGCUGGUCGACUACGAAAUGGACAAACAUGGCUGGAACAAGCUGCUAAAUUGCCUUCAUAUCCUGAUCAAUCCGGCCUUAUCCAUUUCGGUUUUUAUGUGUCUCAUAAAUGCCAAGGGAAACACUCUUUGGUACUAUGCCAUGAAGGACCAAGGCAUUUAUGGGGUUUAUUCCCUUGCAUUUACUGCGCCGUUAGCCUUUUUAAUGAUCAUACAGUCGCGGACUGACGUUCCUCCAGUUUAUCAUUGGGCGUUUACGAUUAUGAAUCUGACGGGCUCCAUGUUCAUAAUCUUCCUCUGCGCAACAGAAAUCGAUAAGGUACUCGAAGUGAUUGGAAAUCUUUUGAACAUAGAUGACGACUUCAUGGGCGCCACAGUGAAGGCUUUUACUGGGAAUCUGGGAACGCUUUUCACCAACACUGCAGUAGCUGUGCACGGAUAUCCGAAAAUGGCAUAUGCAUCCGCCAUCGGAGGACCUUUGUUCACUAUCAUCGCAACUGGGAACACUGUUAUCCACAUCAGAACUUUAGUUGGUGAAGAAGUAUCGAAUCAAAACCAGAUGGCAGAGUAUGGGUAUUUAGCUUUUGUAUUUCUUAACAUGGGACUAUUUUUAAUCCUGCUGUGGUCCACAACAUUGGGAGGGUUUGCACGUCGCUCAAUGGGAGUUUUUUCAUUAGUUACCUAUGGAAUCUAUUUGGUAUUCGCCGUCUUGGUUCACGUAAAUAUCAUUCAUUCAUUUUCGAAUGACGCUGAGGUGAAAGCUGCAUUUGGCGAUAUUUAGGUGAUGAUCUUGGAACGCACCUUACUGGGAUUUACAACAAAAGUUAAUAUUUCUGCGCAGAAUUUUCCCGGGAAAGGAAAGCACACAUGGACAUAAAAAAAAACCAAAGAAUAUCGAGCGUGCGUGGCUGAAGAAAAAUGAGCAAGAAUGGGAAAAGCGGUCGUUGACGUUCUUUGUUGACUGCGCAAUUCCUUUUUUCCACUUGCAGCUUUAAGGAUUUUCCACCAGGGAAUGUCAAUGACAGUUCACGAGCCAAAACAUUUCAAUUUUCCGCUGCAUCAUCUCAAAAGCGAGUUCGCCGACUCUUUUGGUAAGGAUCAAGCAAUUAAAAUCGAACACUCCAGCAGACACCACUGCGUAUGAGUCAUAUUUUCUAUAGCUGCAAGCAGUUCUUAAAUUUAAUUAUAUUUCAAUUUUCAAGUUGACGCCAAAACGGCAUUUAUAGGGUAAAGGAAAGAGGAAAAAAGAACUCAAAACACGGAGACACGUGUAUUGAAAACUCCCCGUCGUUUUUUUAUUAAAGCCCCCAGGAUACCCAAAGCUUAAAAUGUAUGAGUGCUUGUGUACUCCAUUAAGUCUAGAACAUAAACGAUAAAUGCGA
Drosophila ficusphila is the source of this 2473-nucleotide messenger RNA. RefSeq names its product mitochondrial sodium/calcium exchanger protein. Gene Ontology annotation, molecular function: calcium:sodium antiporter activity. Lineage: Eukaryota; Metazoa; Arthropoda; Insecta; Diptera; Drosophilidae. Gene Ontology annotation, biological process: monoatomic cation transport; intracellular calcium ion homeostasis; transmembrane transport. The transcript has 8 exons. Gene Ontology annotation, cellular component: membrane. The record is from RefSeq and is a predicted model, not a curated record. The coding region runs from base 13 to 1872 and encodes 619 amino acids.